AACCGAUGGAGUACGAUAAAAGCUUCGAAGCUUUGCGCCGUCGCCUGUUUGAGGUUAUCUGUUCGGCGGUGGCGGCGACGUCGGUCUAGAUUUUAUUGAUUCGCGCCGCCUGAAAGUAACUAGUGCAAGGCGCCUGUGUAAAAAAAAAAUCAAAAAUAUUUGCGCUCACUCGUGGUCUCGCCGCUUUCUUAACAUUCGUGUUCACGCAUACGACCACUGUGAAAAUAUACGGCCAUUAUGGGUAAAAAGAAACCGAUUCCGGUGGACGAGUUGGUGGUGCCGCCGCAAGACACCCGAAUAUGCGGCACGAUAUGCGUUUGCCAGAUGACGGCCGUGCUGAGCAGCGUGGCCAUCGUGUACCUGACCGUGGCCAUAUACAUGCCCACUAUGCGCGAGUUCCAGUCGGGCAUAUCGGAGAACCCGGUAAUAUGCACAACUACCAGGAACGUGUCGUCGCAGAAGUGCGACUGGAGCUCGUGCAGCGAAUGGUGCCUAAGUAAGCCGUCCGGCGGAUGUGCGCAGAUCUACGUGAACAUCCGGAACAACGGUUCGGCGGUGCUGUUCCAGAACUGUUCUCACAUCGUCAACAAGACUUGCUUCGGCAUCGACCCAGAAAACGCCAAGAAGUACACGUGCAUCCGGGACGAGUGCAAAACGCUAACGGGUACGUUCAACUGCACGGACGGCGUGUGUAUAAACAUUACGGACGCGUUCCGUUGCGAGUUCCGCAACACCGAGACGCCGCCUCUCAAGUGCAACUUGCACCGAGGUAAGAUCAACUGUAUGGGUAUAUCCGGGCUGAACAACUGCGUGCGAGGCGAGUGCAGUCGUAUACUAGAACCGUAUAACUGUGACAGACGGUGCGUGGACAUACCGACCAGAAACAAAAACGUGAUCGUUUUGAACGGUGACCGGACGUUCCUGUCCCGAUGCGAUACUGCCGCACAUAUACCGGGUUACGCGGACGGCGAUCCGGUUCCGCCCGCUGGCUCAUCGCACAGUCUGCGCAAACAGGUGUGGUCCGAAGAACAGGACCAGGUUCUGUUGACGUCAUGCAUGAACAUCGUGCCGAACGGGCCCGAAGAAAUAUUGGCUACUGACUGCGUGAACGGAUCACUGCUGCGCAAGGACGCCCUAUCUGACUUCGCCAACUUUUCAAUGCUGGCCAACCUAAACGCGUACAACGAUCGACCGCUAGUGCCCGACGAUUCGGUGGCGCCCAGGGAACACAAGCUGCUUAUCGCCAAGGACAGUCACUUGCACAUUAAUCUGCAGGGAUGCGUCAACACGCUGCGAGGCGAGUGCGAUGCGUUUGUCCGACGGUAUGGCAAAGACGGGUCCGAUCACAAUGCCCGGGCUCGAUUCCGAUGCUACUACGGCACCAAUAAUCUCAAAUUGGCCGUCGUCCGGUUCAACUUGGAGCGCACGUACAAAGAAUUUCUGGUGGCGUCCGUCGUGCCAGUCGUCAUGCUCAUUAUAUCUUGUCUAACACUGUUGCUGUGCCAGAAAACCGUCGAGGUAGGCGACGACGCCAAAAUGAGAUUUAAACGGAAAAGCAUGAAAACGCUAUUCCCGCUGCACGACUGCGAGUUGGACAGCAUCGCAGGGCACAGGUCACCCACCGUAGAUUUGGACAACACGUCACUCUGAGAUUCGCUACGCAUUCCCCUACUACAAGACAGCCCUACCCGGCAGCAACAGAUGUAUUCGUUGCCGGACUACUAAAGCUUUGUGGUAAAAAUCGAUCCGGCCGACCUACAACCAAAGCCCGGAUUGACGAGGGGAACGCGUGAUUGUUGUUAAAACAUAAUAAUUAAGUGUUUAGCACAUUAGCUUAAGUAAAAAACCGUCUAAGUGUUAUACUGCGCGUUUCUAUAUUUUCGGUUUUUUGUUAUACACCAGAGUUGACGUGUAGGAACUAAAUAUUUAUAAGAUGCAGUUGAAAAGUUGUUUAUAUGGUCCUGCUAUGUAAUAAGUAUUUAAAUUAAUGUUAACACAUUACAAGCAUACCGUCAUUUUUUGUUAUAAACUUUUUUUAUUGUACUCUUUAUAUGAAGGGUGUAUCAAAAAACACAUUGACAUAUUCUCUGAUAUGUAUAUUGUUAGGAAAAAACAAUUUAUAAACGCACUUAACAAAAAUAUAAGCCCUUUAAAGGCUAAACGUGUUUUAAUAAAAUUAACAAUAAACAAAAAUAAAAAUCUGUUUAUAAUAUGUUUUUUUGGCAGUAGGUAUACAAUCAUAGAUAUUAUGAUGAUGUGUUUUUUAAUGAAAGCUGUAGAUUAAAUAAUGUACUAAAAACUAUUUUUGUAUAAAUUCUGAUACACAAUGUCAAUAUAUGGCUAUUUAGCUUACUAGGGAAUAUGGCCAAAAUAAUCUAAUUAACAACAUUUGUACUAAUUUUGCCCAAUCGAUUAACUUUUGAAUUUUUAUAAUGUCCGCAUUAGAACUUAGAAUAUAU
Messenger RNA from Adelges cooleyi (spruce gall adelgid), 2459 nucleotides. RefSeq lists its product as uncharacterized. The coding region runs from base 238 to 1650 and encodes 470 amino acids. NCBI's taxonomy places the organism in Eukaryota, Metazoa, Arthropoda, Insecta, Hemiptera, Adelgidae. Gene Ontology annotation, molecular function: sodium channel regulator activity. Gene Ontology annotation, biological process: regulation of sodium ion transport. The transcript is spliced from 2 exons. The record is from RefSeq and is a predicted model, not a curated record.